AUGAUCUUCGUCAACACCCGUCGGAAGGUGGAGUGGCUGACAGAGAAGAUGCACGCGCGCAACUUCACCUGCUCGGCCAUCCACGCAGACCUCGACCAGAAGGAGCGUGAGGUGAUCAUGCGCGAGUUACGCUCUGGCAGCAGUCGCGUGCUCAUUACGACCGACGUGCUUGCGCGUGGCUUCGACGCGCAGCAAUUGUCGCUGGUCAUCAACUAUGACCUUCCCACCAACCGGGAGAACUACAUCCACCGUAUUGGCCGUUGUGGCCGCUUUGGUCGCAAGAGUGUCGCGAUCAACUUCCUCACAUCCGAGGACGUGCAGAUGCUGCGAGAGAUCGAGCAGUUCUACAAUACGCAGAUCGAGGAGAUGCCCAUGAAUGUGGCGGAUCUGAUCUAG
Messenger RNA from Emiliania huxleyi CCMP1516, 396 nucleotides. RefSeq lists its product as hypothetical. Gene Ontology annotation, molecular function: RNA binding; RNA helicase activity. Lineage: Eukaryota; Haptophyta; Isochrysidales; Noelaerhabdaceae. The coding region runs from base 1 to 396 and encodes 131 amino acids. The record is from RefSeq and is a predicted model, not a curated record. The transcript has a single exon.